AUGGAUGGAUCAGAAAUCUCACAGAUGCGCCAUUCACCACAGUCAAAGCUCGCUCAGGAGACCUUCCUGAACAACGCUAAAAAGAACCAGCAAAUUGUCGAGGAUAUAAAGUCGGCAGAGAAAGAUUUGCUGAAGAAAACAAAAAAGUGGGUUCAGUCCAUUGCAGUUUCUGCACACACCGGAAUUAGUGUUGCUGAGUCUUAUAAAGCCUUUACUGACAAAUUCAGUAAAAGCGAUGUGGGCAAUAUCCAAAGGGUGUGUGUUGCGCUAUCAGAAGUUGGUGAAGUUGUAUUAACUUUUCUUCAUUUGAUGGACCAACUCCAAAUUGAUUUGGACAAUUGUAUAGUCGAGCCGUUGCGCAGUUUCCUUGACGAGGAGCUCGCUGUUGCGACAACAGGAAACAAACUCGACUCGAUCAAGGUAGUUUCGUCGUCUAUCAACCCAAAGUUGUCUCAGAGUGUUGCCAACACGCAAAUAGCGAUUGACAAAUUUGAGAUUGAUGGACUUUCCCAAUUUUUUUCAAUGUACACGUGUUUUCAAUCGUUCCGUACAGGGUUGUCUGAUCUUGACAAAAUGACAGAGAAAGUGAACUUCGCAAAGUCGCAACAAAUCGCCUUUCAGAAGGCGUUUGAGGAGAAUGUGAAGAAUGAUUCUUCCUCGUACCGAAAUUGUUUUGGGAUUCCUUUGAAAAAACUGUUGGACGACGAAAGGCGACUUCCGGGCCAAAUCCCCAUAGGCCUUGAAAAGGCGUUGAAGUACUUGUAUGCAAAUGGCCUUGAAAAGGAAGGACUUUUCAGGGUGAGUUCAACACCCGACCAAAUCAACUUCUUGAAGCUCAAAUUUUUAGCAACAAGUUACUCCAACGAAGACCCGCACCUUGUUGCCAAUGUUGUGAAGUCGUUUUUAAAAGAGAUUCCCGGCGGGCUUGUUCCCAAGUCAGCUCUUCCUCUCUUUAAGAAAUGGGAUGCGAAAAUUGUUUCUUCUCAAAGUUCAGAAACAGAUGAGAAGAGCAAAACGAAGGAGAUAAUUGAGGCGAUGCACAAAGAUUUGAAAGGUGCACUUUCUGAAGAGAAUUAUACGUGUCUGAAGUACGUGACGACCUUCCUUGAAAAACUGAGUCGAACCGAAAAAUCCAAAAUGACUGCCGACAACGUCGCAACGUGUGUUGCGCCCGCCCUCUUUUUCAACGAAGAAACAAGUGAUGUUCGCAACGUUUUAGAUUUCAACUUGAUGUCAAAUCGCAUGUUGGCCUUCAUUAUUAAAAACAACUUCGCGAUAUUCCCUUCAGCAAAAAAGUGCUUCACCGAGAGAAAGAAGAGCGUUUUCUUACAAAACCCAGAACAGAUCGAGUUGUCCGAAAAACUGGAAGAAGCAAGUUUAUCGCUCAGCUUCUCGUCAAUGAAUUCCCCAACUCUCUCCUCUUUGAUGGAAAAGAAUCCGGGAAGAUUACAGAAUUCGGGGUAUAGAAGAUCGGCAAGAAUUGACGCUCGACUUUCGAUGAAGUGA
Molecule: messenger RNA, 1506 nt
Organism: Entamoeba invadens IP1
Lineage: Eukaryota; Evosea; Mastigamoebida; Endamoebidae
Exons: 3
Coding region: 1-1506 (501 amino acids)
Biological process (GO): small GTPase-mediated signal transduction
Cellular component (GO): cytoplasm
Molecular function (GO): GTPase activator activity
Source: RefSeq, a predicted model, not a curated record